Messenger RNA from Clarias gariepinus (North African catfish), 2441 nucleotides. It is a transcript of the gene ripk3, whose product is annotated as receptor-interacting serine-threonine kinase 3. Gene Ontology annotation, molecular function: ATP binding; JUN kinase kinase kinase activity. The record is from RefSeq and is a predicted model, not a curated record. The transcript is spliced from 13 exons. Gene Ontology annotation, biological process: protein phosphorylation. Lineage: Eukaryota; Metazoa; Chordata; Actinopteri; Siluriformes; Clariidae. Bases 379 to 1704 code for a protein of 441 amino acids.
UUCUGUUUUUCAAAACAACAACAACUUUGUAACAACUGCCGUCUGUCUUUAUGCUUUUAAUCACUGUGAAAACAUUGUACUCUUAUGUUGUUGAAAUGUGAAAACACUCGUGGUCAUGUUCAGCAGACGUGUUUAUAUCGCCCCCUAAAGACCAUUUUGCGCCACCGCCUGCUUGAAGCUUCUCUUCCCUCUCCUCUCCUCCUAUACGGAAGUGAAAGAAAAGGACAUAGGGUUUGGUGUGUGUUUUGUUGCGCGUCGCCAUUUCAGUAUGUCACAUUUCAGGAGCACUUCAGGAUCUCCUGUGCUUUGAGUUUUUGCAAACAGCUUCGCGUGCCAGUUUAGGGUUAAUUCUCACCUACCUGACGUAGGUAAAGAUUCAUGGACUUGUUUACCUGCUCUCCGCCUCCUUUGGUUCAUGAUGAUUGUCUGGAAUCCUGGAAGCAGAUUGACGCUGGUGGAUUUGGAGUGAUUUAUAAAGCACAACAUAAAAAAUGGCAGAUGGACGUCGCCAUAAAGUUAUUACAUUAUAACGAUGGCUCUCACACGGAUCUCCUCCGAGAGGCAGACUUGAUGCGUCGUGGUGAGAACCCCAACGUGUUGAAAAUUCAGGGUGUUUACAAAGGUCGAGCUUUAGGAGGCAGAUCGGCAAUUCAGAUGGGUUUAGUCAUGGAAUACAUGGAAAGAGGCUCCCUGGCGGACCUCCAGCUGGCUCUGGACACACCUCCGCCUUGGCCGCUCGCCUUCCGCAUCAUUUACCAGAUUGCCCUGGGAAUGAACUUCCUCCACCAGUUGAGUCCACCUCUUCUGCACCUUGACCUGAAACCCAGCAAUGUGCUACUGGAUGAUAGUCUCAAUGCCAAGCUCACAGAUUUUGGUCUGGCCAAAAUAGCUAAAAGUUCUUCUAAAAGGAUUGACAAGGAUGACGAGGGGGCAGCUGGGACCACAAGCUACAUGCCCCCAGAAGCAUUUCAUCCUUCUAAAUACGUCCCUGCGUUUUCUUCAGAUGUUUACAGCUACGGUAUACUGUUGUGGUCUGUUGUCACUGGAAAGCAGCCGUACCACAUUAUGCCAAACCUCUCAAGUUUGGUGCGGUUUCGUGUCCGAGAAGGUGACAGGCCCGAUUUGAUGUCUAUAGACAGCAGCCUGGCAAAUGGACUGGAGGACCUAAUUGACCUGAUGACGCGCUGUUGGGACUCUGAUCCCAAAUCAAGACCCAUAUUUAUGGAGUGUAUCAGGAUCACAAAGGAUGUGUAUGAGUUGCACAAGCAAGACGUGCCCGAUGCCGUCUGCAAAGUUCUGAAACGCCUGGACAAUAAAGUCAAAAACAGUUCCAGUUCACCCUAUACCAACCCUCCAACAAAAAUAGGAAUAAAACAACACAAUGAUUCCACUGUGAAGAGUCCCAUGCAGGAAAUGGGUCCUUUACCUAAAGCAAAUGGAGCAGGGUCAUUUGCUCAUUCAAAUUCUUCAGCAUUACCAGGAUUGCAUUGUAAACCAGCUGCAAGAGCUCCACCUCCCAAUACGCAGCGGCAAUACUCAGCACCAGGCGGGGUAACCAUCAGCUUAUCCAACGUCACAGGAGUACAGAUUGGCAAUAACAACUUUAUGAACUUGCAAGGAGCGAGACAGCGCCAGAGACACCCAACAGCACCCUCAGGCACAUCUUCCAAACGUCGAGAGAAGCCCCCUAGUACCAAACCCUGAAAUUGUUUUCAAUUAGUUUUUUUUUGGUUGUCUUAUCCAGUGUAUUAAUGUUCUCAAAUAAUUAUGAGCCAAGGAUCAAGGAGCCAAGGUGGUAAAGUUGGCUCCUUGCUCAUUCUAUCAUCCGGUGAUCUCUAGUUUGCUUACCGGGUGAUGCUGUAGUCUCUCGCUGCUGGAGGCCUGGAAAGAGCUGAUUGGCCAAGCUCUCUCAGAGGGGAGGGAUGAAAGGUACUUCUCACAUCAAUCACUGCACUUUUUCCUGAUAAUCCUUUGCCCAGUGUUGUUUGUCGAUUAUAAAGGCAUGUUGCAAAUAUGUAAUUUGGUGGAAGUUCCAUGUUCUGUUUUUCAUUAUUUUUAAUGGUUUUAAUUCCUAUGAUACAAAUGUAUGUGGCGUCUUGUACAGGAUUAUUAUCCCAUCUGCGUUGUGUUUAUGUCUGGUGCCUUGCUUCAGGAUCAGUUAUGGAUCCACUGUAAAUAUCGUCCGAACUGUUUCAUUGUAUUAUGAUACUGCUGCUAUGGUACUGUACGUUUCGAAGAGUUAUGAUGCCUAUCAGAAUGUGUUAGAAUCUAAUACCUAUUCCCAAUUCUCAUCUCUUUUUGUCAAAAAAAGUUUGGACCUAUUUCUUUGAAUUCUCUUCAUGUCUCUGAACUAUUGUUAUCCUUCCUUGGACUCCUUGCUGUUUUGCAUUUAUACUUUUUUCCUGGCAAAGCAUCAAAGUAAAAAUGUUUUUUUCCCCCUA